AUGCUGGCAGUUAUCAGCCAAUGGGGCAUUUCGGCCUCAAGGGUGAUUGGUCCCUCAUCAGAAGAGAUCGCUGCAGCGGUUGUCGCUGGACUGUUGAUUCCUGAAGAGGGCAUCAAGAUUGCUUACUUCAGCGGUUUGGCCUCUCAGUCCCACAAUCCAGGACAGCUCUUGGGCAUGCUUGCUGUCCACGUUUCAGCCGACGCUAUUGCCCCAUACCUCGAGUCGGAGCCCACAGUUCAAGUUGCUUGCUACAACAGUCCUGUGAGCUUGACAUUGUCUGAGCAACAGCCAGCUCUAAAGCGAGUAUGUGACGCCCUUAAGGCGGACGGUCACUUCGCCAGAAUUCUCCAGGUCAAUUUCGCCUACCACUCUGAGCAUGUACGCGGGACUGCGGAAGACUAA
This is a messenger RNA of Colletotrichum spaethianum, 402 nucleotides long. Its product is annotated as fumagillin dodecapentaenoate synthase. Gene Ontology annotation, molecular function: fatty acid synthase activity. NCBI's taxonomy places the organism in Eukaryota, Fungi, Ascomycota, Sordariomycetes, Glomerellales, Glomerellaceae. The record is from RefSeq and is a predicted model, not a curated record. The transcript has a single exon. The coding region runs from base 1 to 402 and encodes 133 amino acids. Gene Ontology annotation, biological process: secondary metabolite biosynthetic process; fatty acid biosynthetic process.